Mitosporidium daphniae is the source of this 5134-nucleotide messenger RNA. RefSeq lists its product as uncharacterized. The record is from RefSeq and is a predicted model, not a curated record. The annotation marks the transcript as partial. NCBI's taxonomy places the organism in Eukaryota, Fungi, Microsporidia. The transcript has a single exon.
AUGAGUAUGAUGUCUAAUGGCCCAGGAUCGGAUCCUUCACUGUCGGCCAAAGGUCCAUCAUGGGUUAACUAUUAUACGUGUAAAAUCGUUGCUUUAUGUAACACUUAUAUUAAAGACCCUUUGACGGAGCAGCAUCUUAUUGCCGUUUUAAAGGACUUUUCUUUCAAAGCAAACCAAUUUGUUUUUCCUCAAACCGUGCUGGUUUUUUGGGUUUCUGCUUUAAAUGCCCUUGAUAUCUUGAUGUCCAAAAUAUUGGCAAAUCUUUUGGUCCCCUCUUCUUCUCUUCUUUUGAUAUCCAUUUUGGAGUUUGAAAAGAGUCUUCUGGACAUGGUUUCCAUUUCAGCUGUGGCUUAUUCCUCAAUCGAUCGGAUUCUCCAGAUCCUAGAUCAUCCCGGCGCAUCUGAAGAACUAAAGCAAGCUGCCUUGUUAGUUGCCGUGGCGGCCACUUCUAAUGUUAGGAAGGCCCAUUCUAUUCCCGGCUCUAAAGACUUGAUUGUUAGACUGGAGCGUUUGUUGGUACCCUUUUUUCAGAGCCCCAAUGAAGCUCAUUUGUCUCCGAUCUCUUUACUGGCCAUGUCUGCAUACUUGCAAUUAAAGGGAGACAAGAAGGGCAAGAAAAUCCUGUCUCGAUUUCCAGGAUCCCUGGAAUCAGUGUUAGUCUCCACCAUUGAUGAAACGCCUUCGUUGCUUCUGUUGAAUGCGAUAGUUAAGCUUAAAGGAAAGCUUCCCUCCACUUCUCCCCUCUUAUCUUCUUCCCUAUUGCAAAGGAUUUUCCGAGAUCCGCGACAGUAUUUUCAUCUUUUGAAAUCCAUUACAUCCUAUCCGGCGGGUGCAAAAAAACUCUUAGCAGAGGGUAUAUUGCAGGCCUUUUUCAGUAGCGUGGAAGAUUUGUCGUCGCCGCUUCCCACCAAAGUUUCUUCCCUUUUGAUACUAAUUCGGAUUGUUAAAAGGAUUCCAGAUCAGUUUAUUAUCGCUUUCAGCGAGCUGUCUGGAUUUUCGCGAUUAUCGCAGCUUUUAAGUGGUACCGUUUCAGAUGCCUCUCUUUAUAGCCUUUUAAAAUUGGUUUUAAAACUGGUGUUAAUCGUAACGCAGCGCUUCCCAACCAGAGACGAUAUUACGUCUUUUCCAGAAGGUCCUCUUCCAACCCUUUUGGCCACUAUUAUCGAUCAUGCUGCGUCCAUUUCGAUACGAGAAAACAAUUCCUUGGAUGACGAAAUCGCUCUUUCAUCCGAGUAUUUGAUUUCGGGGUGCUUGCUGUCAAUGGAAAUUUUCACUACCUGGAUCCACUCUGAGCCCACUUCUUUGUCAAUUUUCCAGGAAUUUAAAAUCACUAAAAGGAUCCUGGAUUCUUUGCUCUUGUCGUAUUCCGGGAUAUCGCCAAGGAUAACCGAAGCGCUUCCCGCCAUACUUACGGCUUUCUCUUUAAAUGAAAAUGGAAUUUCAGCCAUGUUGCAGUAUUCAGAAUCGUUGGAACUGAGAAUUUCAGAAGCAAUCGUCCCGGCCCGUUCAAAUCCAAUUCUCAUUGAUCCGGAUUCGUUUGGGGAGGCGUUGGAUGAGCUCGCUCGCCAUCAACCAUCGCUGAAACCAAUUAUUGCCAGAUCGCUUGUUUUGGCUGUUCGUCGCUUGCCAAGCUUGAUUGGGCUGGCGGAAGAUAUUCCUUGUCCCAUUUCUGAUUGUUUUUACCCAUCAAGAACAUCUCUUUCACAAGAUGUCUGUCGUGUCGGUGAAACGGACGCUGCUGGGAUUGACCAUGAACAUCCCUCAGCAGGAUGGCCAGACGCACUAGAGUCGUUAUCCAUUAUUAUUGAGCUGUUUAUCACAACUGCAGCGCAUUUGGAGCUGUUCUGCAAAGAAAUGAAUGGCAUUUCGAUUUUGAUUGAAUCGGUAUUUUCAAUUGAUGAGAAAAGCGGUCAUUGCCCGGAAUUCGACUUUUGCCUGAGUCCGGAAGCCUAUUCAUUUGCUUUCCUACUGCGCCAUUUUGCAAAUAGCUGUCCAGACUUGCUGGCCGAGGCUUUGUAUCCCAUCAUCGAGUCGUUUGUGUCGCAAUUUAAUUCGCAAGCUCACCUUGCAGACUCGGAACUCUUCAUCAAAAUGUCUUAUUUGUGCAUCGCUCUUCGCUCCUUUUGCGACUUAUGGACUUCAGAGAGGCUUUUGCUUUCUACUUUACAUCCAGACCUAUUGAGUAGAACCCUUAAUUUGAUGGCAGAAAAGGGGCUUGCAACGGCGUUAUUAGGUGUCAUCCAGCGAUGUAUUCAAAUUCAUUGGGAUGCAAGAAUGCAAUCUGCUGUCGUGGCAGGCUCUACUUUGACGCUAAGCGUCUCAUGCAAGCGCAAUUUAAACGCCUUUUUAUUUUUGGCUUCACAACUGGUAUCGAUGUCUGUCGUCGCGCUUUCCAUUUGGUCUCGACUGCUUUUAGAGGACGCACAAAAGGGAUGCAACCAUCUUCUCAUUGAAUCACAGAUCAUUUUUCUGCAAAACGCCAUUUCCUGUGCCUCGUCCUUGUCGCCGGCAAGCGAUUGUUCAAUAUACCAUCUUUGCCUGACGUUGCGGAUUUCACGCGUUUUAUUGAUUGACGAUCCACUCAAUAUGAAAUCGCUUCAUAUAUCGCUGAACAGUGUUGUUCCUGCUGUCGUUUCCUGUGUCAACUAUGUAACUUCUCAACUCAACGUUCUUGAUAGCCAAUGCCCAUCAUUGCCGUGUAGGCCACUCUUGUUUCCCGAAAAGGCCGCCAUUAGUGGGGCCUAUGAUAAUGACUCGAUUUGGAAGGGAAUUCUGUUGGAUGAUCUGUCUGGUUCUCGUGUCUCCUUGAUUGGCCGUACCCUGAUGGACGCACUGGAGCUCCUUUCUGGAAUUAUGAUUGUUCUUUCCUCAAAGAGUGAGAAUCUUUGCGAGGAAAAUCAGCCAACCAUUGCCGCAAUUGAGAAUCUUAUUUCGGACCUGCUCAGUCCGGGCUUUUUUAGUUGGGUACCCAGUGGUACCCAACUGCUUAUUCUGCAAAUCUUCAAAUUCACAUCGAAAGGAUUUCAGCUUGAUAAGUCAAGGAGCUUGCUUAUCCCCUCUUUAGUCCUCAAUGGUGCCCAAAACGAUGCUCAAUUUGUGCUGAAGGCAGCAGCAGCAAUUAUGUCUUCGGCGGUGGAGUCAAUCGAUGCCUUUGUAAAUUUGGUUGGCUGUACGUUUGAUGAGCGAGCGAAUUUAAAUUUGAGCCGACUUUCUCUAUUGGUGCUGGGCCUUCAGGUCCUUGGGCAUCCUUUAAAUAUGCCUUCAUCUCUUGUUUCACAGAAAGGCACUCUUGUGGCACUUCUUGGGCACAUGGUUCCGCUCUGGGUCAAUGAGGAGAACCAUGCCGUGCCAUGGAUACUUGCACUUCUAGAAUGGAUCAUAAAAAGCGAACGUCUGUUUGUGAUCAGUGAGCUUUCCAGCAACGACGGCUUUGAGCAAAAAGAUCUGCAUCAACCUGCCGAUAUGGAAGUUUACGAAAUGCUUUUCCAGCUGCUUGAGCAGAGCUCCACUAGCGACAUUAUUAUUCCCCAAGAGCUUCUUUAUCAGUCCUUAAGGCUAUUAAACCUCGUUCUUCCUACGCAUGGGAAGAAUUGUGAGAAUCUAAUUCCUCUUUUACUGAAACUGCUAUGGAAUCAAACCCUUGUGCUCCCUACUUGUCGCGAGGCCGGUGUCAGUGCUGGAAAACGUCCUGUUCCUCUUUCCGGGGACCAUACGGUCCCAGGCUCUGGCGUUAUGCCACUGAUCAUCUUUAUACUUCGCGGCAUCAUCGAAGCGCGUCCAGAGGUGGGGCCUCUUCUGGCUCUGCAAAACGCCCAUGAAAAGGCCACCGUUCAUUUAGAUUUCUCCUCCCGUGCUCUGUAUGAGCCUCGAUCGGCUCCUGAUUCCAAAGUAUUUAAGCUUGACCCAGAACCUGGAGAUUUCGUUGCCGGGCUUGGAUCGGUGCUGAGAGAUCCCACGUCUUUCUUUUCUUUUCUCAAAUCAUCUGCACCACAAGAAAAAGAGCCCAUGAAGAGUCAGAAAAAAGAGCUCACCGUAAACGGUGAGCAGCUAGCCACCGCCAAGAAAAAGUUAUUCGAUCGACACUCAUUUGAUGCCAGAGUUGUCGAUCAAAUCCUUGAUCUCAUUAUGCAAGACGAACAGCCCACGAAUAGCUAUUGUGGCGUGGGUUCUUCGGCACACUCGCAAUCGAUGGAACCCGCCCAAACUGGCCAUACAAACCAGAGUUGGAAAUUAUGCACCGGCCUUGCGAUCGUUUGUGAGCUUUUGUUUUCAUACCCUGUUUUGGACCCCUCCAGUCCUCGAUGGGCGGAAUUCCUACUUUUCCUGACUAAGAGGAUCGAAGCUUAUCCGAACGUCAUUGUUAGAUACCUUGGAAAAGAUUUAAAGAUCAAUGGCGAAGAAGCAGACGAAUCGCUCCUCAUUCAAGUGUUAGAGUGCGGUUGGAUAAUUUUUUUAUUUUCCGUUCUUCUUGCUGCGCCAAUCGACUACCGAAGUAGUGUUGAUAAAGACCCGGGCAUCCUGUUGCUCAAUCAAAUGGCGACCGAGCUUAAUCCCGAGUCAACUGACCUUCCCAUUUUCACCACUGAUGAGGCUCUGCCUUCAUCACCGCUUGCAUCACAGUGUGCUAGCCCCCUUUCAGCGCCUUUAAAAUCUGCGCAUGCCAGCUCUCAUUUUGGGACGAAGCCUUCCAUCUUGCGAUUUGCCUCCAUCCUCGCUCGAGCUUUUGAACUUGUACCCAAGCUUUCAAUUGGUACUCUUUCCGUCGACGCGUAUUCACUCUUUAAUGCUAAAAAAAGAUCUUUUCUUACUGAACGCCUUUCGACCGGCGGUAUUGGAAGCACCCUUUUGGAUUUUCUUUCUCGGGCUCUGGAACGUGCCUCAUACACUCAAAAAGGAGAGUUUCAGGCUGUGGAACCUUAUUCGUUGGCUCAUGGGGCGGACGGGAUUCUGCUAGAGGCCAUGCUCUCGAUUACCAAAUUUCUUGAUCCAAAUCCAGAGAAGCCUGCGAAAACCGAUCAGAGUGAAGAAACCCAAACUAAGGUUUUGGCAAUCGAUGACGAGGAAUGGUCCACGGACGAAUAUCUCGACACUCAUGAUGAAUCGGAAAGAAACGACGACGAUGGCGAUGAUGACG